Vollenhovia emeryi is the source of this 4667-nucleotide messenger RNA. It is a transcript of the gene Tps1, whose product is annotated as alpha,alpha-trehalose-phosphate synthase [UDP-forming]. The transcript has 10 exons. Gene Ontology annotation, cellular component: alpha,alpha-trehalose-phosphate synthase complex (UDP-forming); cytosol. Lineage: Eukaryota; Metazoa; Arthropoda; Insecta; Hymenoptera; Formicidae. Gene Ontology annotation, molecular function: catalytic activity. The record is from RefSeq and is a predicted model, not a curated record. Bases 538 to 2961 code for a protein of 807 amino acids. Gene Ontology annotation, biological process: trehalose biosynthetic process.
GCGACGGCGUUAGUUGAGUUCGGUUUAGUGUUGCCCCGGCCGCGCAACGCGACACAUUGCGCAACCCGACCUGCUCGCUCCCGCGCUCGCCUACACCGGUUUUUCCCCUUUGUUCCUCUUUCUCUCUCUCUCUCGCACACACACACACUUUCUCACUCUUACUGACCCGCGUAAACCGGCGAGGGAUAAAACGCCGGUAAACCAUGGACCCGAGGCAGGAACGACACUAACCGCGCAAGUAUCGGGAAAUCGCGGAAGACGUUUCGCGCACGAGGCGAUCGGGCGAGGGGCUGAGACGCGCGCGAGCCGAUUUCCGUCGGAGGCGCAAAGAAAGAGAGAGAGAGGGGAAUAAAAGAGCCGCAUCCUUUCCGCCGCCCGUGUCUGUACGCGUUUGUACGCACGUGACAACGCGACGUUCCGCGUGGACAAGGACGACCGCGUCGACUAGGCCGCGCGGUGCUGCCAGACGUUUCGCCACCGCGGUUCCCACCUUCACGGUUCCGUUGCGCGUUACCGUACCGUCACCACGCAACAACCAUGUGGUCCAUAGAGCCGUGUAGCUUUACCUCCAACGGGAGCAUGAUCGUCGUCAGCAACAGGUUGCCGUUCGUGCUGAAGAGGAACGAGCUGAGCGGCCAGCUGGAGCGCAAAGCUAGCGCCGGUGGUCUUGUAACCGCAGUGGCACCCGUUGUCAUAAACGGGAAUGGAGUCUGGGUCGGAUGGCCGGGCAUGCACAUGGAAAACCCGAACGAGCCGAUCCCCGAGUCCGACCCUAACGAUCGCACGCCCACAGCCGGUCUGCUAUCACGAAAGGUUGUCGCGGUGCACGUUGACGCCGGCAUCUUCGACUCGUAUUACAACGGAUGCUGCAAUGGAACCUUCUGGCCCCUCUUCCACUCCAUGCCGGAUCGGGCGACCUUCAUCGCGGAACACUGGCGCGCGUAUUCCGCGGUCAACGAACAGUUCGCCGCGAAGACAGUCGGCGCGCUGGAACAAAUUCACAAGGAACAGGAGAACCAGCAGAACGGCACGCCGUUGGUGUGGGUGCACGAUUAUCAUCUUAUGUUAGCCGCCAAUUGGAUCAGACAGGCGGCCGAAGAGAAGAAUCUCAGACUUAAAUUAGGUUUCUUCCUUCACAUACCGUUUCCGCCGUGGGACAUCUUCAGGCUGUUCCCGUGGGCCGAUGAGAUCCUGCAGGGUAUGCUGGGAUGCGACAUGGUGGGUUUCCACAUUCAGGAUUAUUGCCUCAACUUCGUCGAUUGCUGCCAGAGGUGUCUCGGCUGCAGAGUGGACCGUAAGAACUUGUUGGUCGAGCACGGCGGUAGAACGGUGCGGGUAAGACCGCUGCCGAUCGGCAUACCGUUCGACAGGUUCGUCUCGUUGGCGGAGACCGCGGAGAAGGUCAUGCAGUCGAGUCAGAAGAUCGUCCUCGGCGUCGACCGGCUCGAUUACACGAAGGGCCUCGUUCACAGACUGAAAGCCUUCGAGAUGCUAUUGGAGAAACAUCCCGAGCACCGCGAACAGGUGACGAUGCUUCAAAUCGCAGUACCCUCACGCACUGACGUUCGCGAGUACCAGGACCUGAAGCUCGAGAUGGACCAGCUGAUCGGCUGCAUAAACGGUCGCUUCACUACGCCCAACUGGUCGCCCAUACGUUACAUCUACGGCUGCGUGAGCCAGGACGAGCUAGCGGCGUUCUACAGGGACGCCGCCGUUGCUCUCGUCACGCCGCUCCGGGACGGCAUGAACCUGGUCGCCAAGGAAUUCGUCGCCUGUCAGAUCAACACGCCUCCGGGAGUGCUGAUAGUGUCGCCGUUCGCCGGCGCCGGCGAGAUGAUGCACGAGGCCUUGAUUUGCAAUCCUUAUGAGAUCGACGAGGCCGCGGAAGUGAUUCACAGGGCGCUCACCAUGCCCGAGGACGAACGCACGUUGAGAAUGAACCACCUGCGCCGACGUGAGCGGAUAUACGACGUCAAUUAUUGGAUGAAGUCCUUCCUCCAGGUGAUGGGAUCUCUCGAAGAGCAUGACUCCGUGGGCGCUACCACGAUGCAGCCCGUGACAAUGGAUGAUUUCGACGAUUACCUGAGCAAGUACAUCGGUGAUAAUCAUAAAUUGGCGCUCCUCCUGGAUUACGACGGCACGCUGGCGCCCAUCGCCACGCAUCCCGACCUGGCGAUCCUGCCGCUCGAGACGAAGAACGUCCUGCAGAGGCUGUCGAACAUGUCGGACGUUUACAUCGCGAUUAUCUCGGGCAGAAACGUGAACAACGUGAAGUCGAUGGUCGGGAUAGAGGGUAUCACGUACGCCGGGAAUCAUGGACUGGAGAUCCUGCAUCCGGACGGAAGUAAGUUCGUCCAUCCCAUGCCAGCCGAACUGGAGGACAAGGUAGCCAGUCUGAUGCAAACUCUUCAAGAACAGCUUUGUAGGGACGGUGCCUGGGUCGAGAACAAGGGUGCCCUUCUCACGUUCCACUAUCGCGAAACUCCGAUGGAGGGUCGCCCGAAGAUGGUCGAUCUUGCCAAAAGACUUAUCGAGGGCGCGGGAUUCAAGGCCUGCGCCGCGCACUGCGCCAUCGAGGCGAAGCCAGCGGUCGAGUGGAACAAGGGCCGUGCCUCUAUCUACAUCCUGCGCACGGCGUUCGGCCUGGAUUGGAGCGAGCGUAUCAGAAUUAUAUACGUCGGUGACGAUGUCACGGACGAGGACGCGAUGAAGGCACUGAAAGGUAUGGCCGCCACUUUCCGCGUGGCGUCAUCGGACAUCAUUCGCACGUCCGCGGAAAGACGUCUGCCCAGCACGGACUCGGUUCUGACGAUGUUGAAGUGGGUCGAGAGACACCUCAGCAGGCGCAAGCCCCGCAACAGCAUCGACAUCCCGGGAAUCCCGUCGCGAUUCCGACGCGGUAGCGGCGGCAUCACGAUGGAGAUGUCUUACACCCCGCCAAAAACGCCACUCGAAUCAUAGGUGAUGCUCAAAUGUCCCUCGUUUACAUAUCAGGUAUAUACGACGCGAUAUAUAUCGUAGGGUUAUAAUGUAGUCAUAGCGUAAUAAAAUCAGCCAACACAAAUGGAGGAGCAAGAGGUAACGAAGGGAUCGCCGCGAGCGAUUUCAGCGCAGGUAAAAGAGUUGAAGAGAAGUUAAUGAGGCCCACGCCUAAGCCCUGGUCAAGUAUAGCCGCUAAAGAAAUGGUCGCGAUCGGAAAGGUCAAAGAAACGAGACGGUUCUUCCUAAUUAAGGCCUGUAAUAACAAUAUAUAUAUAUAUUUUUUUUUCAACGUCGAGUUAAACUAACAGACACGAGGAAUGAGAUCGUUGCGUUGACUCUGUAGCUUUUAAUGUCUCUGAAUCGAUGUAUUUUUCGACGCCGGAUAGACUUUAGCCCGAGAAAAAUAUCUAGCUCGCGCGAAGUACAUAAUGAUAUCGCGAUAAGUGUUUUCCGUGCGACUGAAACUUCUACUUUGACUCUACAACAGAAAGAUGUAUAUAUUAUACAUAUCUAUAUAUUUUCGAUGUAUGUAUUCUUACCGAGUUUACAGUUUACGUAUCAUGUACGAUACGUAUUUCUCCGUGGAGAUGACAUAGCAUUUAAACACUUAGUUUUUAAAUCCGCGUCAGUAAAAGGACAAAAACAUUCGGCAAUCAAAACUCGAAUCCUGGAUAUUACAUUUGUAAAUUGUGUCUUAUCUCGUUGACGAUUUCUAUCUAACAUAGAUAUGGCAAAGUGAAAGAAGAUAUUUUCGUAGGAUAAUAUUUACAAAGUACGGUUUUCUUUGGAAAUGUCUGAUUAAUUUAUUUGUUUUUUUCCCCUCUUUCUCCUCCUUAUAUUUUUUUAACGACCAACUGCACUACGAAUUUAUUAAAAAUAUAUAAAAAAUAUAUAAAUAAUACUGAUCAUUAGUCUUCGGAUAAGCGUGACAUUAAGGACAUUAGACUCUAUCGUUGUUUUGAGAAAAAGACGCAUCGUGGGACAAAUUCGCGUCAAGGUGCAUUUACACAUAUUCGUGACGUAUCAAUGCCGUGUCAGUGAUGUUCGUGAUAUAUCAGUGACGGUUAAUCACACCUAUCCAUACAGUUUGGAUGCAAUGAUUUUCAAGAUGACUCAAGUUUAUACAUAGAUGACGAAUUGACAUUGAUUGUUACAACUUUAUAUGAACAAAAAAGCAAAUGAGAUGGAACGGCCCGAAUACGGGACUGUGCCGGACGUGUGUGAACACGUCCAUUGUAAAACAAGAAAACAAUAUUUAUUAUCACUGAUACUGACGGAACUGAACGGACACCUCGCUGAUAUAUGUAAAUCAACCUUCAUCCCUGAUACUAAAACUCUCUCCCUAAUCGGAAUCGUUCUUCGAGUUUAGGAACAGAAAUUUAUUUCACCGUGUUAGACUGUCUCCUUAUACAGCCCAGAAUGAAGAAAUGAAGUGCCAAUUUAUAUUUCGUGUCGCGCAGUUUGGCAGAAAGACAUCGACGUGAUAACAAAGAACCCUAACACACUUUCAGGACGUAAAAAUUCUGCGCUGUACGACUUUAUAGCGGACGCAUAAAACUGUGAGAAAUGAAAUGAUCGUUUCGUGCGGGAGAGCGAAAAAAAAAGGGCGAGAUCUAAGUGAAGUAGAUUUAAGCUAGUUUUUACACUUCUCUCUAAGUAAAAUAAGAACUUGCGAUGCGUGCAAA